Gloeophyllum trabeum ATCC 11539 is the source of this 3798-nucleotide messenger RNA. RefSeq lists its product as uncharacterized. Gene Ontology annotation, molecular function: protein binding. Gene Ontology annotation, biological process: regulation of transcription by RNA polymerase II. The transcript is spliced from 17 exons. Bases 1 to 3798 code for a protein of 1265 amino acids. The record is from RefSeq and is a predicted model, not a curated record. Gene Ontology annotation, cellular component: MOZ/MORF histone acetyltransferase complex. Lineage: Eukaryota; Fungi; Basidiomycota; Agaricomycetes; Gloeophyllales; Gloeophyllaceae.
AUGGCUCGUGGCGUCUCACCUGGGCCUCCUCCAUUACCCAAGCCUUCCUUCGUGAAGGUGGACGAAGACUCGACACAGCCCACGGGUGUACACGACCAGCAGGCGCGUUCGUAUGGCUAUAAUGAUUUCUCGGACUUCAAGAGGCCAGAGCAUUACAUUCGGCAUAUCGAACCCUUGGAAAGUGAACUUGCCGUGCAGGUAGAAUAUGACAUGGAUGAGCAAGAUCAAGAAUGGCUGGAUGCUGUGAAUGCGGAUCGAAAGAAGGAGCAGCUGGACAAGGUGUCAUACGAAGUCUUCGAGGUCAUCAUGGAUCGGCUGGAGAAGGAAUGGUUCGACCUAACUAAGAACAUCCCCAAGCCUGACAUGGCUCUCCCCUCGGAAGAUUCCACCUGUGCUAUCUGCGACGACUCCGAGGGAGAAAACAGCAACGCUAUCGUAUUCUGCGACGGAUGCAACCUUGCCGUCCACCAGGAUUGUUACGGUGUACCGUACAUACCGGAGGGCCAAUGGCUCUGUCGAAAAUGCACUGUUUCCCCAGAGAACCCCGUCUCGUGCAUCCUCUGCCCGAACGAGGGAGGCGCAUUUAAGCAGACCAUCCAUGGCGAAUGGGUCCAUCUGCUGUGCGCUAUAUGGGUCCCCGAGACGCGCGUCGUAAACGACGUGUUCAUGGAGCCUAUCACCGGCGUAGACAAGAUACCCAAGCAACGGUGGAAGCUGAGAUGCUCCAUUUGCGACGUCAGGGAGGGCGCGUGUAUCCAAUGCAAUAAGGCGACCUGCUUCCUGGCGUUCCACCCGACCUGUGCUCGUAAAGAGAAGCUGCUCAUGCCGAUGAAAAGCACGCAGGGCACCGAGCCUGCGACGCUGCAGGCCUUCUGCGAGAAGCAUUUGCCGCGAGAGCAAUACGAAGCCCGCAAAGCGGCUCUCGCCGCCGAGCGUGAGACACCCGAAGCGGGAGACGAGCGGCGCGCCGACGCAAAAGCAGCCAAGAGCGCGCGCGCCUACGCGAAGACGUACAAGCUCGGGCCGCCGCUCGUUCCCGCCGUCAUCGUCGACCGCAUCAUGCAGUACAUCAGCAAGGUGAACAUCCGGAAGAAGCAGGACUUCCUGUACCUCGUGUGCAAGUACUGGAGCCUGAAGCGCGAGGCGCGACGCGGUGCGCCGCUGCUCAAGCGCCUGCACCUCGAGCCGUGGACGGCGUCUGCGGGCGGCAAGGCGCAGACUGACGAGGAGAAGGCGAUGAAGCUUGAGUACAUGAAGCGCCUGCGGCAAGACCUCGACAUCGUCCGCGUGCUGGCAGAGAUGUGUCGCAAACGGGAGAGCCGCAAGUUGCAGCAGGCGGAAGUGAUCAAUGAUCUCAUUUCCCACUGCCUCUAUCCACACGAAGCCCCUUUGAGGCUCGCCUUCGAGAGGAUUAUGGGAUUCGACCGUCUCGACUUCUUCAAGAACCCGGUUUCUCGCAACGACGUUCCUGAUUACUUCGAUAUCAUAGAGCGGCCGAUGUGCUGGAGCAUCAUUGAUGACAAAUUGGACAAGCAUGAGUAUUGGAACUUGCAGGAUCUUAAGGAUGAUAUCAACCUAGUCCUUAAUAAUGCAAUGGUUUACAAUAAACCGGAUACCCGGUUUCAUAAGGCUGCCGCGAGGAUCAAAGCGAAUGCUGAGCCAAUUCUCGAAGAGUUGGACAGGCAAGCUGUAGUUCAUCACAGCGAUAGCAUCGACGCAAGGGCCCAAGUUGGCGAUUUGGAGCCACCCCUCAGCAUCCUGGACCUUCUCUUCUCCGUAGACCAUAUCAAAGAUGACACCAAUCUCCUUCUCGAAGCACCGCCGCUGAUCUCACUUCUCAAUUACGAGCUCGAGAAGCUCAAGCCGCCUCCCCCGCCUCCACCGACGCCUCCGCCCAAGCCCAAGAAAGGGAAGAAGAGGGCGAGGAAAGAGUUGGGAGCCGAUACGAUCGACGCCUCGCCCGGGUUCCGGGCACCGAGGACACGCAGGGCGCUCGCUGCAGCAGCCGCGUUCGAGGCGGAAGCUCGGGGUGAGACUGAAAGUACGGACAAGCAGCCAGAGGAGACGCCAGUACCCGAGCCCGAGGCCGCGCCAGCUGCUAAAGAGAAACAGGUCAAACCGAAGAAGUCAGUGCCCAGGUUACCGAGGGCGACACAUACAGAGAUGCCCCCUGUUGUCGACGACGUCGACAGCCGUGAGUCGUUCAAGAAGUUCGAGCAGGGCUGGAUUCUGCCUCCCGACGUCCGCCGUGGAGGAAGGGCGCCAGUAGCUAGGUCACCAUUACCUCCUCCGAAGAAAAAGAAGCGCCUUUCAGCUUCGAAGUCCCGUCUGUCAGCGGCUGCUACGUCUUCCACGGAGAAUGAGACAUUGCACCUGCCGUCGUCGGUCCACUCAGAAGAGACGAGCUCUUCUGUUCCAGCACCACCUCCUGAAGGGGAUACCACUGCUAUGCAGGUCGACGUCCCAGAAAGUGCCGGCGGUCCCAGCGAAGCUAUCCCGGAAGCUGCCGGCCCACCAAUACAUGACGAUAUCCCCUUGGACGCGUCCUCGCCUCUCACGGUUGAGCCGGAGGAACAGAAUGAAGAUGUACUAGGACAACAUGAUUCGGGAUCCGACUCAGCUAUGAACGAUUCGGCUCUGUCAAAUCCCCGCGUGGACUCGCAAGGAGCGAAGGGGGCUCCGGAAACUGCGCCUGGAGUUGAACAGAUUCCAGAUGCGGAGCCUGCAGAAGCAAAUGUGGAAGAGAGUGAAGAGGCAGCACAUCCAGCAGCCGCAGCAUCAACUGAGCCUGCGGCAGAUUCGCGGUCUGCCGAUGCUGUACCGGAAGGGGCUGAAAAAGAUAGGGACCUUCAUCCUGAGGCUGAGGUUUCUACAAAGAGUGCGGGUGAAGAACCCUCGGGUAUGACGGUGCCCGCACCGGAAACCACUAACAAGCAAGAACCAACGGAAGAGCGACUAGACGAGAAGCCGAAAAAGUCGGCACCGCAGAAGCGAAUUGUCAUUGAUGUCCUGGACACCCCAGCCACGCGAAGGGAGAAGGCAAUGCGAAAAAGGCUCGAGAAGAUGCAAAGGGAAGAGGCUGCAAGGGCAGGCCAAACCUCCACCCCUGGUCCUUCGACUGCUCCUCCGGAUGCGAAGGCUAAGCUGGAAGAUGACGACGAAGAUUCUGCCCUGAGUGAUUUGAGCGACCUUGGAAGUGAUGACGAAGGCGCCCCGAAUGCUCACACGCAAGCAGAGGAAGAGAUAAGAACGGAAGAAGAGGGUAAGGCCGAAGAGGCUAGGAAGGAAGCAGAGAAAGCAGAGGCGGGUGCUAUCGUAUUGGACGACGAUGAUUAUCUUGAGGGCGGGACCCUGGACUCAUUCCCGUGGUGGGCGGCCGUUGUAUUUGAGCCUGAUGAUCCCGGUAUACCAAAAGCGGUUCUACGGGAAAAGGAAAAGGUGAAAAGGACUAUGUCCGGUCCUCUGCACCUCGUACGGUUCUACGAUAGCAAAUCCUCCUGGUACGCAACGAUGCGUCCGAGGGGACCUACGAAUUGGCUGGAGUUGGACAAACUUCGUUACUUGGGAGAGGAUAAAUCUCUAGACGAAGAGUUCCUGCAGGGUUCCAGUAGACAGCGGUUCAAGACCAAGGGGCUCCGCAACGAAUGCCGAGCCGCGUAUAGACGUGCUAUCGCUGAAAUGGAGCAAGGUGACGAGGAUCAAGCGACGGAAACGGACGGCAAGUCGCAGACAGCAACGGUUGACGCUCUUACGCCCGACCAUGCAGGGGAGCCGGACAUCGCUAUGGCCGAGCCGUAG